GCUGCUCAUCGGCCAGAUGUACCACAGUGGCUACAAUGUCAACAAAUGCAGGCGCAAGAUACCUUGCAUAUUGCAUACAAGAAGAGGACCAGGAAAAGAGAAGACGACAUGGAUGCAUACAAUAGAGCAAAAGAAAGUGAUCCGCAGUUAUACCGAGAGGCUUCCAGUCUUUAGUAUGGGAAGGCUCCACUUGAUCUUGUGGGUGGGAGGGUGACACGGCUCGGUCCGGCUUUUCCCAGCCGUUCUAGCUCUGGCAGUUCUGGUGCUAUGCUGGCCGCAGCCUCCCGUCGCCCGUCGUCAGCACCUGCUCCAUGAUACAAGGUAUGUGGGAUGUUGAGCAAGACAGCCUAGAUGAAAACGGUUGCUACCUCAAGGUUUAUAUAUUAUUGUCGCUUUCUCGAAGAGAACCGUAUUUGGAGGUGCCAUUGAAUCACCGAUGCUCUGUUUUAGCCCUUGUCAUGGCUCUCUUCAGGAGUGCCCUGAACCUGCAAGGGCAGCAAGGGAGAAGUGGAGCUGGCCAGGAGGGAGCCAUGGUCAUGGCGGUGUUCGCUGUUGUCCGCCCGGGGCUGCACUGCGUCCUCACAAGCACAACGUGUAACCGCGUCGAUGAACAAGUCCGAGCGCAUCGCCAGUCUACUUUGUACAUCGUAGCAAGCAUGGUUUUAAAGGCGUCGCCUAGGCGUCGCCUAAGCGACGCUUAAGCGUCCGAGCGCCCGGAGAUGGCAAGGCGUCGUGCUCGCCUUAGGAUCUUGUCUAAGGCGUCCAGAUUCGCCCUUUGAGGCGUCCAAGUCGUCGCUUAGGCGGGGAAAGCGUCGCUCUGGCCCAUUUUGGACGCCAUGGACAAGUCAAGCGGAAGCAAAGGAGGCGAGCGGGAACCAUGGCGAGAACUCAGAAAUUGGCGAGAAAUUGGGGGCCAGAGAGAGGGGAAACAGAGGGGAGAGAUAGAGGGGAACAGACCAGUCAAGAAUCGAAUCAGUUGAGAGAGAUCUCGUCCUCCAUCCUCCUACGCCGGCCUCCCCUUCUCCGGCCAGCACCCUCCCCUUCACGGACGCCGGCGUCCUAGGAGUCUGCAGCACCGCCGGCGAGCGCG
Lolium rigidum is the source of this 1090-nucleotide messenger RNA. RefSeq lists its product as uncharacterized. The record is from RefSeq and is a predicted model, not a curated record. NCBI's taxonomy places the organism in Eukaryota, Viridiplantae, Streptophyta, Magnoliopsida, Poales, Poaceae. The transcript is spliced from 6 exons. Bases 312 to 701 code for a protein of 129 amino acids.